UGAGUAUAUUCGGAUUAUGUUUGAUAGUCUGAGUAUUAUGGGCCUCAAGUUACAAACAACUGAAUUUGCCGUUUUGGGGACAUCGCAGUUGCAAGUGCACCUUUUUAAAUGGCGAACUUUCGAUCGUCCAGCUUCGAACUGACACGCCACUACUCACUUUAUUCCUGGAUUAAAGUAAUCAUCCUGUCGCUUGCCCUCACCAGUCUAUUCCUGCACGUCAUCUGCAGCAGUAUCCAAUGGGAGCAGCCCGAGAAACCCGCUCAAAAUUGGCAGGAAAGUGAGCUGAGCGAAAAACCAGCAGAAGAACCACAAAGCCGAGAAUUCGAUGUAGAUGGGAUACAAAUGAAGAUGCAGCAAGCCAAUGACGCCCAGGUCAUUUUCAAUGAAGAGUCUUUCGAAAGUCUGCAUAACGAGUCGCUGGUUAUAGUGGUGCAGGUGCAUAACCGAUUGGAGUAUUUGGGGCGCCUCAUAGAGAGUCUAUCCAGAGCGAAGCACAUUGAGGACACCUUGCUCGUCUUCUCCCACGAUGUCUUCAACGAAGAAAUCAACGAGUUAGUGCGACGCAUUCCCUUCUGCAAGGUAAUGCAAAUCUUCUUCCCGUAUUCCCUGCAGACUCACCGUGACCGUUUUCCCGGCACCGAUCCGCGUGACUGCCCGCGUGACCUCAAAAAAAGCGCAGCGCAGCAAUUGGGGUGCCUAAACGCAAACCAUCCAGACAAGUACGGACACUACAGAGAAGCGAAAUAUACGCAACUCAAGCACCACUGGUGGUGGAAGUUGAACCACCUUUUUCUGCAUGUGAGGGCCACCAGCAGCUUUGCAGGCUUAGUGGUUCUACUGGAGGAGGACCACUAUGUGAUGGAGGAUUUUGUCCAUAUGUUGAGACUGAUGGACGGCCAUUGCAGGAGCACUGCGCAAUGCCACUUCUUGGGCUUAGGAACUGUGAAGCCUUUGGCCCAAGUUAAAGUCGACCAAACCUCCAAUCAGGUUGAAAUGCACGCUGUUCCGACAAAUCUCGGUCUGGCGCUCAACCGGACGACGUUCCUCGAUAAAAUCCUGCCGUGCGUGGAGGCCUUUUGCACUUACGACGACUACAAUUGGGACUGGAGUUUAUACCAUGUGCUUAAAGUCUGCCACACACCUCCAGUUUUGACCAUGGUUUCAAGCGCGCCCAGAGCUUUCCAUAUUGGAGCCUGUGGAACCCAUUCAAAGGACAUCGACUGCAACGUUACAAACACUGUAGCGCUGUUGCGAAGUGUGGCUGAAAGUCUCGAAAUGUUUCCCAGCUCGCUUAGGUUCGGCCGGCACAGAUUGGAAAAGGUGAACCUGAUAGAGUAUGGCGGCUGGGGUGAUAAAAGAGAUCAAGACUUGUGCGUAAACAUGGCCAAAGGCCGCACACAUUUGUAGAUUAUACGUAUUACUUCAACA
Molecule: messenger RNA, 1428 nt
Organism: Dendroctonus ponderosae (mountain pine beetle)
Lineage: Eukaryota; Metazoa; Arthropoda; Insecta; Coleoptera; Curculionidae
Product: alpha-1,6-mannosyl-glycoprotein 2-beta-N-acetylglucosaminyltransferase
Exons: 6
Coding region: 109-1407 (432 amino acids)
Biological process (GO): protein N-linked glycosylation; oligosaccharide biosynthetic process
Cellular component (GO): Golgi membrane; Golgi stack
Molecular function (GO): alpha-1,6-mannosylglycoprotein 2-beta-N-acetylglucosaminyltransferase activity
Source: RefSeq, a predicted model, not a curated record